Drosophila busckii is the source of this 4733-nucleotide messenger RNA. RefSeq lists its product as uncharacterized. Lineage: Eukaryota; Metazoa; Arthropoda; Insecta; Diptera; Drosophilidae. The record is from RefSeq and is a predicted model, not a curated record. Gene Ontology annotation, molecular function: nucleic acid binding; zinc ion binding.
GUUGCUCUUUUUUACAAUAUUUAAAGGAUACAUACAACAUAUGCAUAACUUCAAAUCGAAGCAACAAAGACAGCCAAGAUGAGCGAUCUAGAAGAAAUGGACAGCGACAGGUUAAAUGAGCUGGAAUCUAUACUUUAUUCAUCUAUACAUUAUAAUGAUUACAAUGAUGGCACUGCAGCAGAGUCGGUGCACCCCCAACAAGUGGAGGUGGAUAUGGAUGCGCGGUACAUGCCUCCGCCGCUGCAGCGCCAGCAGCGCAUUGUAAGCGACAAACGCGUAAUAAACAAUGGAACUGGCAAGCCGCGCUACUGGACCGACAACAAGUGCGAGACGUCGACACCUGUAACAAAUCCAGAGGAGCAGCAGCCAAGAAAAGUUGUGGCUAUGGAGCAGACCAGUUCUAACACGGAUGAAACAAAGGCCCCGGAGGCAGUGAAGCCUAAGAGCUGUCCUAAGAAGUCGGCGCCAUUGCAAAAAAAACCAAAGAUGAUGCCACAACAGCAACGUAAGAUUCCGCCAGCUGCAGUCAAGAAGCCGCAGGAUGUGUCCAAACAGGAGUUGCCUACACCCAAGUCGCCAACAACGCCAGCUGCUGCUACUAGCUCUACCGACUUUGAGCCAGAGCGCUUUGAUCAACGUCUGCUGGUGGCAAUACCAUCUAACUGGCCCAUAGCCAAGCCAAAGGUUGCAGGUGGGUUUGCCAAAGAACAGCGCAAGCUGGAGCAGCAUCAGCGCUUGGACAAAAAGCGUCAGAAAUCCAAGCGCGCCAAGCAGCAAAAGAAAAUGCCUGUGGAGAUUAUAGAUUUGAUGAACAGCGAGUCCUCGGAUACAGAUGAUGUCAUAUUGGUGCCGGCACCACCGGUUCCCAUAAUAAAUGUAGAUGCAAGCGAUGAGGAACCAGACGAGGAGCAACAAGAUCCAGACCUAAGUGAAACAGAACCAGAGUCCAGUUUCUAUGAAGAGAACGCCAUGGAUGCAGCAGAUAUAGCUCUACCACCCACUGAGCUACCCAGCACACCCACCCUAAUGCACUCACCUUGCAACUCGGUGCUGUCUAGCGAUGAUUUUAUUGUGCAAAAGGAUACCAGCCGUCUGCUGGCGGAGUGUGCCAGUGCUACAGACGAAGAUCUGCUGGUGCUCACCCAGGAUGCUAUGCGAGACGCCGCCGUAGCCGAGCAACUAGAUAAGCUGGAUAACUCAGCAACAGGCGAUAACUCCUCGGAGUAUGAGUUUGUGCCGCCCUCGCGACUGGAGGAGAUUAAGCGCAAUUAUCGUGUUGAUGAGCAGCAAUUUCGUGCACUGGAUGUUUAUGAAAGCGAAUCGGAUCUCACUGAAAGCGGCAUCUAUAGCAAGGGCAAGCCCAAGGCGACGCCUACAAUUAUACGCAGUGUAGAUUCGCCCAGCGAUAGCUCCGAUGUGGAGGAAGCUGUAGAUGCGACAGUUAAUAAAACCAAACGACUGCGCAAACGUCGCGCCUCCAGCACCAAUCAAAGUCAGUCCGAUGCGCGCACCGAAGGCGAAGAAUUGGAAACGGAUACGGAUGAGGAUGAGGCACAGGCUACUGGUGUGCCGGGCAUAGCGCGUGGCAUGGCGGUGGAACGCUGUAAGCGCAAGAUUAGGCGACUGAGUCAGCCAAGAAUGCAGAGGAGCCGCAUAAGCUUGAGCCAAUGCAGGAAAGCUCCGGACUCUGGUGAUGAGGAGGAGGACGAGGAGCAGCGUGCGCUACCCACUGCCAGGCAAAUAGCAGAGCGACUGCUGGAGCAGCAGCAACAACAACAGGAGCGCGAGAAAAAGCUGCCCAAGCUAUCAGAAAUUGUGGACAUUAUAUCAGAUGACGAGCCUAUGGUGAAAGAGGAAGAACUGCGACCACAGUUGCUAGAGGAUGUAUCGGAUACAAACUCCGUUGGCUCGGAUGCCAAUACCGAGGAUGAGGCUGAGCUGCAAUCUGUCAUGAACAGGGAACAUCUAAGUGAUGUCUUCAAGCGCAUUGACGAGCAUGCAGCAGAUGCAAAGCGUAAGCAGCAACAUCCGGAGCUGGAGCGGGAGCCGGUUAGCAGCUCUGAAAUGGAGGAACGAUCAGUGGAAAUCGUGGAUGAGGAACUAGAGCUAGCUAAGCUAACAGAGUUAGAUGAAGACAAGCAGGAUGAGGAGAUGGAACCGCAGCAUCCAGUUGAUGUACUAAUGGCGCCUACUAUGCGCGCUUUGCAGGAUCAGCCGCGUGGCGGCGAUCUAGUCGGUUGGAAUAUGGAAAUGUGUCGCUUCUACAAUGAUAGCUGGCAUGGCGAGCAUUUCAGUUUGAACAAGCUAUAUAAGGGCAUGAGUGGCCAUCGUAAUGACUGGCGUAUUAUGAAUUCGGAUCGUUAUCCAGUGGCACGCAAGCGCUCCAAUUUCAAGUGCACCAAUUGUCUAGAAAUGGGACAUGUGCGUGUCAAGUGUCCGCGUCCACGCAAGCCAAUCGUUUGCUAUACUUGCGGCAAUACUGGACAUGCUGAGCCACGUUGUCCGAAUGCCAUAUGUCUUGGUUGCGGCAGCAAGCAGGCGCUUUAUGUGCAAAAAUGCAACAAAUGCUCGUUUCACAGUCGCGUUGUCUGUCAGAUCUGCAAGAUGCGUGGACAUACCACUGAGCUAUGUCCCGACAAGUGGCGUCGCUAUCAUUCCACAACCCGCUCCAAUGUGCAGCUGGAGAGCAAUGUACAGUAUCGCACCAAACAUUGCAGCUAUUGCGCCGCACGUGGUCAUCUCUUUGAGGAGUGUCGUCAGCGCAUGGGCGAGUUUCGACAGCAAGUCUAUACAAGUCAAAUCAUAUCGCAUCAAAAGACGUAUAAAGAUCGCACUGGCAGGCUGAGCUACUUGGAAGAUACCCCAGCAUUGUUUCCAAUUGAGACACCCUUUCACUUUAAUUGGGACUCUGAGUUUGCCAGCAACAGCUGCUAUGCUAGAUUUCUAAAGGUCGUUGGCCUGGCCAAGCCACCUGAGAAGAUACGCCGCUUAAAGGCGCCGCCACAGCAAGUCUAUACCAAUGACUAUGUCCCCAAUCCACAGGCCAAAGCAGCCAGUAGCAAACAGCAGAUACAACUAAAGGAAAUAACCAGCAAUACGCAAACUAAAGCAAACGUUAGUAAGAUAAACACACAUGAACUGGACUCUGACUCCAAUUAUAGCUUCUCGGAGCACUUUGAGUUGCCCAGCUCCACAACUACAAGCAAUGAGGAGCAGCCAACAAGCAGCGCUAUGCCUGACAUGAUACCGCUCAGCACCACGCCCGAGCCAGAAGAGCAACUGCCCAGCACCAGUCAGCAACAGCAGCAGCCGCAGCGUAUACAAGGCAUAAGCAUGUGUGUAAACACCAAGCUAAAUGCCGUUCCCGAAGCCGCUUCCAACACAAGUACUGGCUUGGGAGACUUGCCCACCGAGGCGCGCAUUUUGAUGGCACGCGAUCAAACUGAAUAUUUAUUUAGUCCGGAGGGCAGAGAAUUUUUAACUGAUAGCGCCAAACAGUGUCAAGUGAGCGUGCGCAUGGAUUUCAAGGAAUACGGCUAUGUCUUGGUUAUCUAUGGAGUCAAGAAGCAACAGGAACAACUGCAGCUGCUGCUCAUGCAUCGCCAUCAGCAGGUCAAGAACAAGACCAAAGAGUUUACAAGCCAGUUGCCACCCAAGCGCGUGGAUGUGCUCAUUCGCUUCAUACGCGAUGGCAUCGCUAGCCUGCAGAAGGCGUCUCUGGGCAAGCCCCACGAUCAUUAUCAACGUAUCAAACAGCUGGAGCAGCAGAACACUAAGCACAGCUACAAGUUAGCAGCCAGCAAGCGUCGUUUGCUGAACAUGAUAUUGCUAGGACAGGCAGGACUCGGCAAUGGCACUAUGCACUUGGACAAACUGCUGCUUAUAUUAGGCAAGCUCAUCGAGGAGUAUCCGGCUGUGGAGGUCGCCACACCUGCGCUCCGACAGGAAAUUGACGACCAUUGGCGCGUCAUAUUUACCGCCUAUCCGCACGAGAAUUAUGACGAAUUGUUGUUUGACUAUGUCAUGCUAAAGAACAAGAAUCGGCUAACGCAGCUGAUGAUAGAUCCAAAACUGAUGGGCAUACAGCCGCGCAAGCCAGCAGCAGUGCUAUUGACUCCUUAUCAGCCGCAGCAGCAGCAGCAACAACAGCAACAACAACCACAACAGCAACGUUCGCCCAAACAGCGCGGCAAGCCGACAACACUACCACAUGCUUGUGAAGAUCAGGAUCAGGAACAAGCACCAGCUGCACCUUCGAUGCGUCCACCCAAACAAAAACCACCCAAAACCAAACCCAGGCAGGUUGUACCUGUAAUAAAUACACGCCGUCAGCUGCCCGUCAACGAUCCCCAUCAGCGUUCGCCCAGCAAUCUGCGGCUGGAAAAACAUCUUCGGCCGGAGUGUGUGCGUCUCUUGGCCGACAUGGAAAACGGCACCCAAGACAGUCACAAAAUCAAUACGGAUGCAACGAAACCCUCAAUGUUUUGGUCGCGUGAAUCGCUGCAAUAUCUUGACGAUCUAUUUAAACUCACCGACAACGCAGCCACCAUUGAACGUCUGCAGCGUGUCCUGGAGCGCUCUAGGCGCGGCCAGCUUUCUCAUAAUGACUAUCGCGCUGUCAUAAAACUGCACUCGGUCAUGGCGCAUAAUUAAAUAUAAAUACUAAAUAAAUACAUAUAUCAAUAUGCUUGUACAACUAAGCUUUGGUGCCUAUUUUCUAAAAACAAAAACUU